AUGGAUUCAAAUCCUACAGCUGCAAUUGCUCACGAGAUCCCACAUUUUUUUCGGGUUUACAAAGAUGGCCGCGUCGAAAGAUUUCGGAACCAUGACUUUGCCCCAGCCUCAGACAAUCCACAAACCGGCGCCCGAUCGAAAGACGUAGUUAUUGUACCGGAAAACAACGUAUCAGUACGCUUUUACCUUCCAAAAAUCACCCAAGAUGACCAGAAAUUUCCACUCAUUGUGUACUUCCAUGGUGGUGGGUUUACGAUCGAGUCUGCAUUUUCAACCUAUUAUGAUAGUUACCUCCACUCUGUUGCUGCUGAAACCAAUGUGCUGGCCAUAUCUGUUGAGUAUAGAUUAGCCCCAGAACACAAAAUCCCUGCGUGCUACGACGAUGCCUGGGCUGUGAUGAAAUGGGUUGCUCAAGGAACUGAUCCAUGGCUAAAAACCCAUGCUGAUUUUUCUCGGGUUUUCUUGGCGGGUGAUAGUGCCGGAGCUAAUAUUGCUCAUAACAUGAUGAUGCGCUCAAGUGUAGAUGAAGAUAAACACACGAUUGGCUUGAGACUUGUUGGGAUGGCAUUAAUUCACCCCUUUUUCGGAAAUGAUGAGCCUGAUAAGAUUUGGACAUAUAUUUGUCCGGAAAAUCCCAGAAGCGAUGAUCCUAGAUUUAAUCCGGCGGUUCACCCAAGUUUGCUAUCCAGGCUUGUUUGUCCUAAAGUUCUGAUUUGUACUGCAGGGAGUGAUUUUUACAAAGAUAGAGGCUGGACUUACUAUGAGGCGCUGAAGGGAAGUGGAUGGGGAGGUGAAGUGGAAAUUAAGGAAACAGAAGGGGAGGACCAUGUCUUCCAUUUGGUUGAUACAAAUUGUGAGAACGCCAGGUGUUUGAUGAAAUGGUUGGCUGAUUUUUUCCAUCAGACAGGCUGA
Molecule: messenger RNA, 912 nt
Organism: Nicotiana attenuata
Lineage: Eukaryota; Viridiplantae; Streptophyta; Magnoliopsida; Solanales; Solanaceae
Product: 2-hydroxyisoflavanone dehydratase-like
Exons: 1
Coding region: 1-912 (303 amino acids)
Molecular function (GO): hydrolase activity
Source: RefSeq, a predicted model, not a curated record